AAAAAAAGUCAAAUAAAGAAGUAGCGUAAUAGAUGAAGGUACUAUUUGCUGACCGGUCCAAACCUAAUUCGUUUAAAACUAUCGUAGCCAGCAAAUAACCAUACAGAGUUUUCUUCAUAUCAUAACCACCUCACCCCACCCUACUCACUCUAAAUAUCAUUCUUCUUCAAACUCGACGAACUUCACUUUUAUAUUCUCUUUCUCUCUUUCAAUUUUCUAACAAUUUCAUCUACUUCUCAUUCUUCUUCUUCCAUCGGAACAGUUACUCAAAGCUAUGGCGCAAAACAGAUUCAUCGUUGAAGUCGAGAAAGCAAAGGAAGCUAGUGGCGAUACACCGUCGAGAGGACCUGUCUAUCGCAGUAUCUUCGCUAAGGAUGGAUUUCCGCCUCCUGUUCAAGGUCUUGAUAGCUGCUGGGAUGUUUUCCGAUUGUCUGUUGAGAAAUAUCCAAAUAAUCCUAUGCUUGGUGCCCGAGAGAUUGUGGAUGGAAAGCAUGGCAACUACAAGUGGCAAACCUACAAAGAAGUAUAUGACAUUGUGUUGAAAGUUGGAAAUUCUAUCCGCAGCUGUGGUUAUGGAGAAGGUAUAAAGUGUGGUAUUUAUGGGACCAAUUCUGCAGAGUGGAUUAUGAGCAUGGAGGCCUGCAAUGCUCAUGGACUUCUUUGUGUUCCUUUAUAUGAUACCUUAGGUUCUGGGGCCAUAGAGUUUAUUAUAUGCCACGCAGAAGUCUCAAUUACAUUUGCAGAAGAAAAGAAGAUACCUGAGCUAUUGAAGACAUUUCCAAAUGCAACCAAAUAUCUCAAGACAAUUGUGAGCUUCGGAAAGGUUACCGCUGAACAAAAGCAAGAAGUUGAAAAGUUUGGACUGACAAUAUAUUCAUGGACUGAAUUUUUACAAGUGGGUGAAAGUCAGAGUUUUGAUCUACCUGUGAAGAAAAGGAGUGAUAUAUGUACAAUAAUGUAUACUAGUGGAACUACUGGUGACCCCAAGGGAGUAUUGAUAUCCAAUGAGAGUAUCAUUACCCUCUUAGCUGGGGUUAAGCGGCUGUUGGAGAGUGUCAAUGAAAAUUUGACAGAGAAGGAUGUGUACUUAUCAUACCUUCCUCUUGCCCAUAUCUUUGAUAGGGUCAUUGAGGAGACAUUUAUAUGGCUUGGUGCCUCAAUAGGUUUCUGGCGUGGGGAUGUUAAAUUGUUAAUUGAAGACAUUGGGGAGCUAAAACCAACCAUUUUCUGUGCUGUACCCCGUGUACUUGAUAGAGUGUACUCAGGUUUAACACAGAAGAUUUCUUCCGGAGGCUUCCUUAAGAAGACGUUAUUCAACUUUGCUUAUUCAUAUAAGUCAAAUAAGAUGAUGAAAGGGCAUAACCAUGAGGCAGCAUCUCCACUUUUUGACAGAAUUGUGUUUGAUAAGGUAAAGCAAGGUUUAGGGGGUAAAGUGCGUCUUAUUUUGUCUGGAGCAGCACCCCUAUCUGUGCAUGUGGAAAGUUACUUACGGGUGGUGACCUGUGCUCAUGUCCUACAAGGAUAUGGUUUGACCGAAACCUGUGCCGGAACCUUUGUCUCAUUACCAAAUCAACAUGGAAUGCUUGGAACAGUGGGUCCUCCUGUCCCAAAUGUGGAUGCGUGUCUGGAAUCUGUUCCUGAAAUGGGUUACGAUGCCCUUGCAAGCACACCAAGAGGAGAAAUUUGUGUAAAGGGAGAUACCUUGUUUUCGGGGUACUACAAACGUGAAGACCUCACGAAAGAGGUUCUGAUUGAUGGAUGGUUCCAUACAGGGGAUAUUGGAGAGUGGCAACCUAAUGGAAGCAUGAAGAUUAUUGACCGGAAGAAAAACAUAUUCAAGCUUUCACAAGGAGAAUAUGUUGCCGUUGAAAACCUGGAGAAUAUUUUCGGCCAAGUUCCUUCUAUUGAAUCUAUAUGGGUUUACGGAAACAGUUUUGAGGCCUUCCUUGUUGCUGUUGUUAACCCCAGAAAGCAGGCACUUGAACAUUGGGCAGAGCAAAAUGGUAUAUCAAUGGACUUCAAUUCUCUGUGUGAAGAUUCUAGGGCAAAAGGUUACAUACUUGAAGAGCUCUCGAAGAUUGGAAAGGAAAAGAAGUUGAAAGGCUUCGAGUUUAUAAAAGCAGUUCAUCUUGACCCAGUUCCAUUUGAUAUGGAACGUGACCUUAUCACUCCAACAUAUAAGAAGAAGAGGCCUCAGUUGCUUAAACACUAUCAGAGUGUGAUCGAUAACAUGUACAAAAGUGGAAGUAAACCCCGUGCCUGAUAAAUGCUUUUGGAGUUGGUGCCAUGACAAGUAGAUAAUUUAAUUUCUGCAUGCGUUUGUGCUUGCCUCUGUUCAAUUGUUUCCUUUUGGUGACUAUCUGUACAUAUAAUUAAUGGUGAGACGGUAGAUUACUGUAAUUUAUAUGCCACACUUGAUCGUAAAAGAUACACAGAUACAAAGUUUAAACCAAUUGUUGGCUACAUUAGAAGAACUUUUGUUAGGGAAGUUCUAUUUCAUCUCUUAGCAAAAUUAACAAUUGUAGCUGUUGUUAUUUUACUUAAAGAGAUAUUUUUCAACGAUUUCUACAAUAAACUGAAAAGUAACAGUUCGUGUUAA
Cicer arietinum (chickpea) is the source of this 2599-nucleotide messenger RNA. Its product is annotated as long chain acyl-CoA synthetase 4. Gene Ontology annotation, cellular component: membrane; endoplasmic reticulum. Gene Ontology annotation, biological process: fatty acid metabolic process. Gene Ontology annotation, molecular function: long-chain fatty acid-CoA ligase activity. The record is from RefSeq and is a predicted model, not a curated record. Lineage: Eukaryota; Viridiplantae; Streptophyta; Magnoliopsida; Fabales; Fabaceae.